This is a messenger RNA of Trichobilharzia regenti, 1790 nucleotides long. Lineage: Eukaryota; Metazoa; Platyhelminthes; Trematoda; Strigeidida; Schistosomatidae. The record is from the annotation of a GenBank genome assembly.
CUGAAGUCAUUCUUUUAACCCUGUAACUGCAUGCUCUUUUGCUUUAUUUAUCUGUUACAUUUUUGCGUCUCCUACACGUAAGGGACCGUAGUUCGAGUGUGGAGAGUCAUAAAAUCACGGAACUUUUAUGGAUAUUUUUGUAUUUUAAUGUGACGAAUUCCACCCGAGGAAAAGGUUGUUCAUUAUCAAAGGGUGAAUACAUUUAAAAUAAUCGCUUCGAUACCUGGUAAAUGCUUUAGUAGCCACGGAAUUGUUAGCAUCCAUGCUUAGAUAUAUUAUCAUUUGUGUCGUUAAACCGUUUGCGUCUAACACACGUUGUCAGCAUUUAACGUAAUUUGCUGAUUGUUGUAGAAGUCUCAAUAUUUCUGUUUAGCUUGUGACUCGCAACGAUUAAGUUGUCUGCUCGUGGUGCUAAAACUUACUAGUCUCAUGGAGUCUUUUAUGAGGUAAAUAUAUGUGUAAAACUUGGGCACUGUGGUAGUAAUUCCAUAUCAGUUUGUUCACUAGAUAUAUCACACUGUUUCACUGUGUAAUAUGACCAAUAAACAAACUAAUAUGGAAUUUUUUAUGAGGUUGUUGACUAAAUUACCUUACAUUGUCGAUGAGUUUCAUGUUACAUAUAAAGUUAACUCAUCUUCUUUCUAUCGUAAGGCAUUUCAGAUAGGACAGUUAUCUGUCACAACUGCAUUGUACCUUGAAUAAGGACUUAUUGAUUUCCAGUUAGUCCAUAACUUCGUGAUUGUUCUCUGGUUGACCAUUUGAGAUAUUGGUAAGACUAAUAACCGGAUAGUUUGAAGGGUAGUGUGUGGGACCUCUUUUAUGGAUAGUGUGACUUUGGGGACCUUGUACUCUGGCGACAUUCCUUAUAGUGCGAGGAAUUGUAUAAGCGUAACAACCAAAGAUAGGAGUCGUUAGACCAUGAGGGGUGACAGGAAUCCGCAGUCUUGCUGUUUGUCAGAGCUCUGUAGAAAGGUAAAAUCCCCCUUGUGAGUUUUUAGGUUUAGUUAGCUUAAUUAAAGCGAAUCUCUAUGAAAACAUAUCUGAUAAAGGUAGUUCAGGUUUCUCGUCAACUGAUAAUAUCUUCCGAAAUAAGCUAUCAGGGUUGAAUCCCAAUAGGAAUACAAUAGGCUUUUGUAAGUCACUGCAUAGACAUAUACUCCAAGUGUCAUAAGAGUAAAAUAUUAUGGUUUGUAAUGCUUUUAUUUGGCUUGUUUAACACUUUAUUAGUGUGUGUAUCUAGCAUGCCAUGAUUGUCAUUUAAUUAAAAAACGUAACUGACAUUCUUCUGUAACUAUAGUCACGUAAAUUAUUUCUACAAGUUGUCACUGUUAUUCUAACUUUUUGAUUCAUCCAAUACUGGUAUAAUUUUGGAAAAAGUAAAUCGUCAACUAUUUUUUUGUUUGCAGGUUUUGUGAUUUUAAUGGAUUAUGAAUUAUUGUUGGGGUUUAUUUGGUGUUGCAUUACACAUAUCCUCAUUGUACAGGGCACCUGGGCGACUACAUAGAAGCUUUCGAACUAUUGGCACACUAUCAUGUAGGAAAUUUCUACCGAUUUAUUCAACUAACUUAUUAAAGCAUACUGGACGAGGACGUCGUCAUUUCGACGAUAAAGAUGAAGAUGAUGAUUCAGAUGAAGAAUUUUCUGAUGAGUUUGAUACCAAUAGCGAAUCAAAUGAUCCAUAUUAUUCAGAAGAUGUUGAAUUCAAUCCAAAUUUUAAACAGAUAUCAACAUGCGUUAAAUCAUUACGUUUUGAUAAAAUUAUUCGUGUAGGCUUAGUCGAUUUCGACUAA